AUAAAGAUAGUGUUGAGGCCGAGACACUGUUGGGCGCCGAACAAGAGAAGCUAGACUGUCAACACCAGGCGGCCACGCACCCAUCGAUCAUGGCGGCUUUCGAAGAGAUGGGCGUCAUGCCUGAAAUAGCCAAGGCAGUUGAGGAGAUGGACUGGACGUUGCCGACUGAUGUUCAGAACGAGGCCAUUCCACUCAUCCUCGGUGGUGGUGAUGUGUUGAUGGCUGCCGAGACAGGGAGUGGCAAGACUGGUGCCUUUUGUCUGCCCAUCCUGCAGAUUGUGUGGGAGUCACUCAAGGACAUCCAGCAGGGGAAGACAUCCAAGGUCACCAAGGAAGUGUCCCCACUGUGGCUGAUGAGCUUCUUUGACCGUGACGCUGGGCUGGCCGUGACCCCUGACGGCCUGCGCUGCCAGUCCCGCGACCCCAAGGCGUGGCAGGGUGUCCGCUGCACUAAGGGCGUGACAGGCAAGGGCAAAUACUUCUUUGAGGCGUUGGUGUCCGAUGAGGGCCUGUGCAGGGUGGGCUGGUCCACUCCUCAGGCAGCCUUGGAUCUUGGCACAUGCAAGAAUGGGUUUGGGUUUGGUGGCACUGGUAAGAAGUCCAAUUGUAAGCAGUUUGAUGAGUAUGGAGAGUGUUUUGGUCUGAAUGACACUCUUGGCUGCCACCUGGACCUGGACAGCAUGGAGAUGAGUUACAGCAAGAAUGGUGUGGACUUGGGCAAGGCUUUCACUCUACGCAGCGAAUUCAAGAAUGCUGUGUUUCAUCCUGCUGUUGUGCUCAAGAAUGCAGAGGUCACCUUCAACUUUGGGACAAAAGACUUCAAGUACCCCCCGAAGAACGGCUUCAUGGCAUUGUGUGAGGCCAGCAAGGAGUGCACCGUGCAUGGGGGGAUGAGGGGUUCGGGAGACAAGCCACAGAAGGUCCAGAACAAUGCCCCUCAGGCCAUCAUCAUUGAGCCGUCCAGAGAACUUGCUGAGCAGACACUGAAGCAGGUGCAGCUGUUCCGCAAGCACCUGGAGAACCCCCUGGUGCGGGACCUGUUGGUGGUGGGCGGCAUCCCCGUCAAGGACCAGAUCGCCGCCCUCAACAAAGGAGUGGACAUUGUUUGUGGCACGCCCGGCCGACUGGAGGAGCUCAUCAACACUGGCCAGCUCUCCCUGCAGUCUUGUAAAUUCUUUGUGUUGGAUGAAGCUGAUGGAUUGCUUAAACAGGGACAUGAGAAGUUAAUCAAUAACAUCUACAACUCCAUCCCCAAGAUCACAUCAGAUGGAAAGAGGCUGCAGAUGGUGGUCUGUUCCGCCACCCUCCAUUCAUUUGAAGUGAAGCGCAUGGCGGAGCGACUGAUGCACUUCCCCACCUGGGUUGAUCUGAAGGGGGAGGACUCAGUGCCCGAGACAGUCCACCAUGUUGUAGUGCGAGUGGACCCCAGGACAGACAACAGCUGGACCUCCCUGCGGCGCCAUGUGCAGACUGACGGUGUACAUGCCAAGGAUGGUGUUCGGCCGGGCAACAACACGCCAGAGACGCUGAGUGAGGCAGUGAAGAUGCUAAAGGGAGAGCUGUGUGUGAAGGCAAUUGACAUACACAACAUGGACAAGGCUCUCGUUUUCUGCCGCACCAAGCUAGACUGUGAUAACAUGGAGCGCUACUUCAACCAGAUCGGUGGUGGUGCCCACAACCGAGGCAACCCUUACUCCUGUGUGUGUCUGCACGGCGACCGCAAGCCAGGCGAGCGGAAGGCCAACCUGCAGUCAUUUAAGGAUGGCAAUGUCAAGUUCCUCAUUUGUACUGACGUUGCCGCUCGAGGAAUUGAUGUAUCAGGGCUUCCUUUCAUCAUUAAUGUGACUCUGCCGGACGAGAAGAGCAAUUAUGUUCACCGCAUUGGGCGUGUGGGCCGAGCUGAGAGGAUGGGGCUGGCCAUCUCCCUGGUGUCGGCCGUCCCAGAGAAGGUGUGGUAUCACGGGGAGUGGUGCCCAAGCCGAGGCCGUAACUGCUACAAUACUCGCCUCACCACUGAGCGAGGCUGCUGCACCUGGUACAACGAGCCCCAGUACUUGGCAGAUAUCGAGGAGCACCUUGGUGUGACAAUCCAGCAAGUAGACAAGGACAUGAAGGUGCCUGUGGAUGAGUUUGACGGCAAGGUGGUGUAUGGAGAGAAGAAAGGACAUACAGGCUCCAAUUACCAGACUCAUGUGGAGCAGCUGGCACCUGCUGUUAGUGAGUUGGCCAAACUAGAGAAGGAAACUCAAAACGUUUAUCUUAAGCGUCAGUACGGCAAAGUCUACCCUUGGACACGGUAAAUGGACUAGUGCAUAGGAAGGAAUUGUUUCAUAGUCAUCAUUCAUGCAGCUGAUGAGAAACACUAUUAAAAGUUAUAAUCAAGGAAGUUAGCUAGCCAGAACCUUACUCUCAAAUCCUUGAGCGCCUUUUAUGACCAACUGUUAACUUGCCCUCUUGGAAGCUAUUGAAGUUUUUGAGUGUGUUUUUGUGAUUCCAGUCAGUCUAUUAAGGAGUUUCUAUCAUCAAGAGGAAAAACAUUCAUGAAAAUUCACAGUUCUGAUUAGAGGUGUAAGCUAAGCAUGGUACUUCAUAUGUCAGGACUUUGUGUUAACAGGGAAGUUAGCCACCAGUAUCCUAGUUGUGUGAAAGGCCUUCCAGUCCUUUCAUGGUAGCUAAUCAUAAAGAUGACAUUUAGUGUUGGCAGUUGUGCUCAUAGUUACCAUAGACAGAUUCUGACAUAUAUGGAGGUGUGGUAUUUCUCAUGAUAAUAGAAACUUGUCUUAUUAGAUGUAAAAGUUGGUUGUGAUCAGUGACAGAAGCUUGUGGUCAUUGAGAAGUUGGUCGUAAUCAAUAAUAGAGGAUUGUUUUUGUAAAUGGUACAAGCUUGCUUUAUGAUUUAUACCAACUUGUAUUGAUGAAUGAUGCAAAUUCUUCAUAAAUAGGAAUUGGUUUUGAUAAAUAAUGCAGACUUAAUCAAUAAAUACAAGUUUGUUUUCACUGACAGCUCAAACUCUCUACAGGUUUCAUAAGGUCUGAGUAGCAGCAGCUAAAAAUCUUACUCACAUUUGAACACACACACACACACACACACACUCACACUUCACAUGUCAUACAUUCAGUAUAUGAUUCCUCACAUAUUCCUUGUGUAUACAGUGAUUGCCAAAGUCAGAAUGCCAAAAGUUUGUUCAAUGCCAUACACAUCCAUCAUUAGUCCUCAAAUGUUUGCAGUGUUGAGUGUACAUCAUGUUUUCCAUCUGUAUACCAGACUGAAGAUAAUGUUACUAUUUUUGUGUCAUGUGUCGCUCAAAUUAUUUAUUAUCAAAAAUGCUUCUGAACCGGUGCAGUUAAUCCCAGGCAGCCUUGCAUGAAUCAGAAAUUGUUACUUUUAAGCCCCUGAACAAUGCAUUAAAGCAAAACCAAUGGCA
Portunus trituberculatus (swimming crab) is the source of this 3425-nucleotide messenger RNA. It is a transcript of the gene Ddx1, whose product is annotated as ATP-dependent RNA helicase Ddx1-like. The record is from RefSeq and is a predicted model, not a curated record. The transcript is spliced from 15 exons. NCBI's taxonomy places the organism in Eukaryota, Metazoa, Arthropoda, Malacostraca, Decapoda, Portunidae. Gene Ontology annotation, molecular function: ATP binding; protein binding; nucleic acid binding. The coding region runs from base 90 to 2300 and encodes 736 amino acids.